UGGUUCCUUCCAGUAACGGCAGCAGCAGCAUGGUGGAGGAGAAACCAACGUGGAUCAACAACAACAACGACUCUUUCUGGAUUUAAACGCUAAUUUGCUUUGACAGCUUCCUGUUGUUUGAGGUUUGAGGAUCUUUAAAGUUGACCAGUUGAAGAAAACCGUCCGAGAUCAAGUUACAAGAUGCCUCAUCGAAAGAAGAAAUCAUUCAUCGAGAAGAAGAAGGCCGUGACCUUUCACCUCGUCCACAGAAGUCAGAGAGACCCGCUGGCUGCAGAUGAGAAAGCGCCACAGCACGUCCUCCUGCCCACCGCCAAGGUGGACGUAGAGAAGAGGCGCGAGGAGCAGAGGGAAUUUGGAGUUUUCUUUGAUGACGACUACGACUACCUGCAGCACCUGAAAGAGGCGUCGGGCACCACUGAGCUGGUGGCGUCCGGACCCUCACACACUGACAGGCAACGCGUUCAUCUCCGCGAUGAAGACGAGGAGAGCGAGGAGGAGGAGGAGAGCGACGCCGUCAGGCCUGCAGCUUCCAUCAACCUGCCGUCUUCAGUGUUCGCCUCAGAGUUUGAAGAGGAAGUCGGACUUCUGAACAAAGCUGCUCCGAUCUCAGGACCGCGGCUCGACAUGGAUCCCGACAUCGUCGCUGCUCUCGACGAAGACUUCAACUACGACGACCCCGACAACCUCCUGGACGACGACUUCAUCCUGAAAGCAAACAGUGCGAAUGGAGCAGAGGGCGUAGGAGGUGCUGAUGAGGACGAUGAUGACGAGUGGGAGGACACAGACGAGGAAGGCGACUUCGACUCUGAAGGCGGGUUUUCGGGCGAUGAGGACGGCCGCGGUCGAGAGUUCCUGUUCAUGGACGAGGAGACGAAGAGUCGAUUCACAGAGUACUCGAUGACGUCGUCGGUGAUGAGGAGGAACGAGCAGCUCACUCUGCUGGACGACCGCUUCGAAAAGUUUUACGAACAGUUCGACGAAGAUGAGAUCGGCGCUCUCGACAACGCGGAGCUGGAAGGAUUCAUCGAACCGGACAGCGCUCGUCUGGAGGAGAUUAUCAAAGACUACUUCAUACAGAAAGAGAAGGAAUACCUGAGGCCUGAUGACUUGGGUCCCAAAGAACUUCCUGUCCUGAAGGAGGAGGAGGAAGACGAGGAGGAGGAAGAAGAGAUGGAAACUGUUGUUAUUGCAGCUCCAGAAGAGAAGUGGGACUGUGAAACCAUCAUCAGCACAUACUCCAACAUCUACAACAGACCCAAAAUCAUAGAAGACCCACCGAAGCCAAAGCAGAUCCGCGUGUCCGUUAAGACGGGCAUCCCUCUGGACGUCCUUCCUGCCAGAGGCCCGACUGCCAAGCAGGCGGAGCGCAUGGCGAGGAUCAACGACUCGGACCUGCCCCGCGUGUCCACCCAGCCCCGCAGCAAGGACGAGAGCAAGGAGGACAGGAGAGAGAGGAAGCUGGCCAUCAAGGAGGAACGCAAGGAGAGGAGAGCAGAGAAGAAAGCCAACAAGAUGGCGUUCAAAGAAGAGAAGGUCCGACAGGAGAAGCAGAUGUUGAGCCUGAGAACGAACAUUCAAGGCCUGAAGCUUUAGUAUCCGCCCGCCCGCACGCACAGACUUUAUACCUGCUGAUGACGUCAUCCGUGGACCCGCUGCCCAACGAGCCCAGACAGGACUGACGGGCGCUCAGAUCAUCCUGAGACUCAACUGUAAAUACAAGGAGCAAGAAUGAAGUUCCUCCUCAGUAAAAGAGCUCACAUCAUCAUCUUCAUCUUCAUCAUCAUCUUCAUCUUCAUCUUCUCACAGCUGGAACACUGACGGAGAUCUGUCACGUGUCAACAGUGUUUAACUUUCGAUGACCAAAACUUAGAAGCAGAACAAAACAACACAGGUAGCUCAGCGUUCGCCUGCAGCUCCACACCCAGAUAUUUAUCAUGUGUGCAGGAGGACGAUCAGCUGACUGAUACCAGAGGAGAGUCUGACAGUGUCGCAGGUGAAGAGUUUGUUCUGGGACACGUUUGAGAAACUGUAAUAUUGUUUUAACUUAAUCCUGACCGGAGAAGAAAAAAAAAAAAGUCUGUCAGCUAACUUGGCUUGGCACAAAGACUCGAAACAGGAGGAACCAACUUGUCUGAAGGUCGGGAAGAAACAAUCACCAGCUCCUCUGAAGCUCAGCCAUCAACACGUCAUCUGUCUGAUCAGCCCAGUGGACAUUUGCAUUUGUUAUCUGUCAGACUCACCUCAUCAUCAGGAUGUGGAUCUAGAACCUCCAGAUGGACCCAGCCGACAGACACCUUUCUUAUAUUUGGAGUUAAUUAAAUAAAAUAUCAAUAUUUUGUGUUUAUUAAAAAACAAAAACAACUCCUGAA
Messenger RNA from Acanthopagrus latus (yellowfin seabream), 2369 nucleotides. RefSeq names its product LTV1 ribosome biogenesis factor (gene ltv1). The record is from RefSeq and is a predicted model, not a curated record. The transcript is spliced from 11 exons. Bases 181 to 1593 code for a protein of 470 amino acids. Gene Ontology annotation, cellular component: cytosol; preribosome, small subunit precursor; nucleus. Gene Ontology annotation, biological process: ribosomal small subunit biogenesis; ribosomal small subunit export from nucleus. NCBI's taxonomy places the organism in Eukaryota, Metazoa, Chordata, Actinopteri, Spariformes, Sparidae.